AUGAACUUUGACUAUAAGGAGUCACUAAGCACCGGAACUAGCCCGACAGAAACUUCCAAAAGGGGUAAAGACACAAGGCCCCUCCCCGAUACCACAUCGGAAGGGAAAAAGAUUUUGUUCUCGAUGGCGCUUUGUUCGCCGUCAAUGCUUGAAGAAACGACUGCCGAUGUCGUGCUCGACCCAUGUAUCGAGGGAGGGAUAUGCUAUGAUAAAGAAUCUCCUGCCCAGGUUCAAUCUUCACUUUUGCCAGAGACGCUCCAUCUGCUUGGCCUAGAUCACCGACCGUGGGCACGUUUGGAGUUUUCUUGUGAUCGUGCGACGAGAUCAAAUUUAGUGAUAGCUGCAGCUCGAACCAGGAUGGCGCCGCAUCUUGAUACCAACGCGGCCAAUGCCAUUAAGACAGUCGACCCAACCAACCGGAGCCAAAUUAAGGACGGCAUUUCGACCACGUCCGUCGCGGCCGAGACCGAUACCAAGCCGGAGCCCCCACAGCAACCUGAAUUCGCGGGAUGGUUCCACUGGCACGAGCCCGGCACAUCGCCGGAGGAGAAGAAGUUGAUUUUCAAGUUGGAUUGGUUUCUACUUUCAUUCUCGUGUCUCAUGUUCUUCAUCAAACAGCUUGACCAAAACAACAUCUCCAAUGCCUACGUAUCCGGCAUGUCGGAAGAGCUCAACUUCGGUCCCGGCAACGAACUCUCCUGGAUGAACACGUACUUCAACAUUGGAACCAUCAUUGGCGGUUCUUUUGCCAACCUGAUCAUCACUGUCGUCCGACCGCGCUUCUGGCUGACCGGGUGCCUCUGCACUUGGUCUCUCUUCGUGCUUUUCCUGUUCAAGUGCCAGACCGCCACGCAGUUCUAUGUCCUGCGUUUCUUCAUCGGCUUGUUUGAGUCUGCCGCAUGGCCUGGCGUCAUGUACGUCCUCGGAUCAUGGUAUCGCAAAAGCGAAUUGUCCCGCCGCUCUGGCCUUUUCGUCAUGAGCGGUGUCUUGGGGCAGAUGUUUUCCGGCUAUCUUCAGUCUGCCUUGUAUUCGGGUAUGGGCGGAAAGGGUGGUCUGUCAGCGUGGCGAUGGCUUUUUGUCUUUGAUUUCAUUCUUGCCAUUCCCGUGGUGAUCUAUGGCGUCAUUUGCUUCCCCGAUACCCCUCACACGACAAAGGCUUUCUACCUCAGUGACUGGGAAAAGCAACGUGCUCGCGAGCGGAUUGAAGAAGAAGGCCGCAAACCUGUCGGCAAGAUGAACUGGUCCGUUAUAGCCCGCGUCUUCGGCUCAUGGCAAGUCUACGCCUUCACAGCAGCCUACUCCUUCUGGACUCUGACCUGCGGCUCCUACAUCAUUCAAUACUUCACUCUGUACCUCAAGUCAACAAAAUUGUACACCGUGCCAGAAAUCAACAACAUCCCAACCUGCGUUGGUGCCAUCAACUUCGUGUUCAUGGUCUCCACAGGCUACGUCUCUGACAAAAUUGGCCGGCGCGGACCCGUCUGUUUCGCCGUCGGGUGUCUUCUGACGUUCGUCUACGCCGUCCUCGCGGCAUGGAGCGUGCCACAUAUGCUACGCAUGGCCGUCUUCAUCCUUGCAGGGUGCUAUGGUUGCUACACGCCUUUGCUGGCGGGAUGGGCGAAUGAGGCCUGCGGUGGCGAUCAGCAGAAGCGCGCCUUUGUGCUUGGCUUCAUGGUCUCCGUCGGCCAGGCUGUUGUGAUUCCCUUCCAGCAACUGCAGAUGCCGAGCGGACAGGCCCCUGCAUUUGCCAAGACACAUGGGUGGAAGAGCGCGCUUGCAUUUGUGGUGGCGUUGACUGUCUGGACUGGUGUUGGUCUGCCGUUACUUCAGAGAUGGAGAGAGUCUCGUGUGAAGUUCAGUACCCACGAAAUGCAGUCUUUUGAAGCGAUCAAUUAUAUCGACGUUAUCUCGCGAUGGUGGAUCUCAUGGGGUAUCAAUUUGGGAGUUUGA
This is a messenger RNA of Colletotrichum lupini, 1950 nucleotides long. Its product is annotated as major facilitator superfamily transporter. Gene Ontology annotation, molecular function: transmembrane transporter activity. The transcript has 8 exons. Gene Ontology annotation, cellular component: membrane. The coding region runs from base 1 to 1950 and encodes 649 amino acids. Gene Ontology annotation, biological process: transmembrane transport. NCBI's taxonomy places the organism in Eukaryota, Fungi, Ascomycota, Sordariomycetes, Glomerellales, Glomerellaceae. The record is from RefSeq and is a predicted model, not a curated record.